Messenger RNA from Musa acuminata subsp. malaccensis (wild Malaysian banana), 966 nucleotides. Its product is annotated as protein trichome birefringence-like 11. Lineage: Eukaryota; Viridiplantae; Streptophyta; Magnoliopsida; Zingiberales; Musaceae. The record is from RefSeq and is a predicted model, not a curated record. Gene Ontology annotation, cellular component: Golgi apparatus. Gene Ontology annotation, molecular function: O-acetyltransferase activity.
UUCGAUGCCAAGCUGAUGCUGGAGAAGCUACGGAACCGUCGGCUGGUCUUUGCCGGCGACUCCAUUGGGAGAAACCAGUGGGAGUCUCUCCUCUGCAUGCUGUCUUCAGCCGCCUCUGCGAACGACGACUCCGUGUACGAAGUCAACGGGAAGCCCAUCACCAAGCACAAGGGGUUCCUGAUAUUCCGGUUCAGGGACUACAACUGCACCGUGGAGUACUACCGAGCCCCCCACCUGGUGUUGCGAAGCCGGCCACCCCCUGACGCGCCGUCGCCUGUUAAGAGCGUGCUCAGAUUGGACGUCAUGGACCGGAAGUCCGCCGGGUGGAGGGAUGCCGACGUGCUGGUCGUCAACACCGGCCACUGGUGGAGCCAUGAGAAGACCAUCGGAAGUGGAUGCUAUUUCGAGGAAGGGGGGAAGGUGGAGCUGCAGAUGAGCGUGGAAAGCGCUUAUGAGAGAUCGAUGAAGACAUUUUUAGAUUGGAUUGACAAGGAGAUCAACACAAGCAGGACUCAGGUCGUCUUCCGUACUUAUUCCCCUGCACAUUCCAGUAAAGGUGAUGGGAAGAGCGGAGGAAAAUGUCAUUCGGAGACAGUCCCAGAUUUCAGAUCCUCAUAUUCCUUAUCAAAAUCAUGGAGCCAUUUCCUGAACCCAUUCACAGAACAACGCAUGCAGAAUUCAACUCGAUCUGCAUUGAAAGAAAUAGAUGUGUUGAACGUGACCGAGAUGACAGCCCAGAGAAAAGAUGGGCAUCAGUCACUGUAUCAUGUUGGUCCUCUGAGCGAUGCAAGGCUUCAUAAGGAGGAUUGCAGCCAUUGGUGCUUGCCUGGGGUUCCUGACGCAUGGAACGAACUCCUCUAUGCUCUUUUCCUCAGAAGAGACUUCAAAGCUCGAGUAAGGCCAUGAUGGAUCGUCAGAAGUGGAGUUAUAUCAUUUUAAAUGAUCUACAGCAUGGCCUUCACGAUU